Molecule: messenger RNA, 4730 nt
Organism: Dufourea novaeangliae
Lineage: Eukaryota; Metazoa; Arthropoda; Insecta; Hymenoptera; Halictidae
Gene: Als2
Product: alsin
Exons: 14
Coding region: 114-4718 (1534 amino acids)
Source: RefSeq, a predicted model, not a curated record
AUCAUUGAAACAAACCCAAUCACGAAUUACAUGACAAAAACAUUGUUGGCUGAAAUAUUGUCUCAUAAAACACUUAUAGGUUAUGAAAACUAGUAUAUCAAACGUCUUGUAAAAUGGAAAAAUAUAUGCAUUUAUGGAAAAGUGUUGAUGAAUUAUCAUACACUUUUGAUGACAAACCUAAUGGUAUCAUUAGCAAAUUGGUCACUGUUGAAGAUCACAUUUUUGUAACAACUACCACAAACAGUUUAUAUCAUGGGGAGGUAUCAUUUAUAGAAAACAGUCCUCCAACAAUAGUUUUCAAAAAAGCUCAAUUUGAAGUGGUUGACGUAGCAUCUAAUUCGGAACAUUUAUUUAUUGUAGAUAAAAAUGGAUAUGUUCUGAAAAUAAAUCCUGAUGAUAUGGGUAUAAUAGAUACAAUAAUUCUAAAAGAAGAAGUUAAAUGUUGCAGUCAUGGAUAUAAACAAGGAAAUGAAAUUCUUAAAGUAAAAUCGGUGGCUGUCAGUGAUGAGGCAGCAUUGUUUGUAACAGAAGGUGGACAGCUUUGGGCUAGUGGAAAUCAAUCAGAAAUAGAUAUCAGUAGCACAGAGCCUAAAAAAGUGAAAUUUUUUGAAGGUAGAACUGUGUCUACUAUUUCAUGUGGUUCUAAUUUUAAUGUAGUGGCUGUGAGGAAAACAACAAAAGUUAUGAAAAAUGAUACUGAUAAUGAGAAUGAAUUGGAAGAAGUUUUUGUUAAUUCAUGUCCUCAAUGUAUCAAUAAUGUAGUAUUAAGUCCUACAAGUUUAACAUCGUCAGAUUGGACUUGUCAAAGUGGACUUCAUGCACAGCAAGCCAGUGAAUACCAUUCAACCACUUCAACUAGUGCUUUAUCAGUUACUAGUAAAGAAUAUGAUUCUGUGUCACGUGCUGAAGUUAUUAAAACAAAACAAAAUUCGAUAAUAAGUGGAAAUAUAGAACAAUGCUCUAAUGAUACUACAGACUCUGAUAAAGAAGAAAAGAAACAUGUUAUUUUUAUAAACACAGAGGCUGCAAGACAAUUUUUAAUUAGGCAGUUAUCCUGGGUUUCAUCUUAUGGAAGCAUUAAAGAAGACAUACCCAUAGAAAAUAUUGAAAAAGCAACAAGAUUAAUCAAACAGAAUGUGUCCAGUGUAGCUAAUUUGGUGUACGAAGGGGUGAAAAAUGGAAGUGGUAAAGUUGUUACAUUAUCUAGACAUAUGAGUGGAAGUUCAGACAUUACAGAAUUAAAAAAUGACAGUAAUGUACUCUUAGAGGAACAAGGAGAAGAAUGUUUGAGACCUAAUUCCACCAGUUUGGCUCUUAGUUUGGGCUAUGAAGAAAUUCCAAAGUCAUCAAGUACUGGUUCGUCAGAGCAUGAAUUAUCUCAACAUGGCUUAAAUGAAAGAAUUAAUACAUUAACAUGUACUGGUAAUAAUAUCUUGUCAACUGAACUAUGGACAUGGGGAGAUAUUGAAUAUGGACAGUUGGGAACAGGAGAUAUUAUUAAACGUGUACGACCUGUUUUAGUUGCAAAGCUUAGUAAUACAGGACUCAGAAAAAUUUCAUGUGGUGCAUUUCAUAUACUUGCAUUAACAUUAGAUGGAAGAGUCUUUGCUUGGGGAAAAAAUAACCGUAAACAAGUGAUGUUAGAACCAAAUGCUUAUCAAAGUUCUCCUCAAUUAUUUACCACAAAAUUAUCAUUAAAUGAGAAGGCUAAAGAUAUAGCAGCUGGUAGUUUCCAUAGUUUAAUCUUGAUGCAUCAUGGUUUAUACUUCAUUGGACAAUCAAGUAAAGCUGGAGAAAUGUUUCAUCUUAACACUGAAACAAAUAAUGAAUGCAGUAUAGCUCAAAUUUUUUGUUCUGAAGAAUACAGCUGUUACUCUGUGAUUAAUAAACCUCCAAUAAAUAUUUCUGAAGAUUUGAUAACAGACCAAAUCGUUUUGGAAGAAAUGUUGAUUAUUUAUAAAAAUUUAAUUAAGCCACUCGAAGAAAAAGAAAGUGCUAUGCAAGAAUUGAAUGUGUAUGAAACAUUAUGUAGAUACUAUAGAGAAUUGUUAAGUUUCAAUGCAUUAAAUGUUACCAGCUUGUGGAAUUAUUUUAAUCAUAUUAGCGAAGCAUAUGAAGUUACAGCUAUUGUUAACGUUGAAGAAUACAUUACUGUAUAUAGGUAUUACUUAAAUACGAUAUGUGAUGUUAUUUCUUUAGGCGGUUUUACAUAUAUUGAAAAAAUAAUUGAAAUACCACGAAUAAUAACAAUUUUGUUUGCAAACAAAUUAAAAGGUUCUGAAAAUAAAACAAUUACUAAUGAAAUUAUUAUCUCUAUGGCAUUACAAUAUCCAUUACAUAAGUUAAAUAGAUAUAAAAAUAUGAUUUUGAAUUUGAUAAAGUGCAAUGGUACAAAAAUGGGUAUAGAACGAUUGCAAGAAGCUCUAAUAAAAUGGGAACAAAUAUGCGAGGAACAAGAUAAACUACAUAAAGAAGCUGAAGCAACAAAGUUAUUUUGGGAAAAUUCUGGAAAAUUAGGGGAAUUAUUGAGGUUUCCUAACAGAAGACUUGUAAGAGAAUCACGAACGCAUCCAAUAGCAAUACUGAACUCUGGAAUAUUCUCUACCCAUUGGUUUGUCUUGUUGACUGAUAUAUUUAUUCAUGUUAUUGGAACAUCUCACACAGUUCAUCCACUCCAAACCUUAUGGGUAGAACUUUUACCAGAUUCCGAAACUGUACAAAAUGCUAUAUCAGUAGUAGCACCAGAAGACACAUUUGUAUUAUAUACUCCAACACCUUGUGAGCGUAAUGAAUGGUUACACGCUUUCCAGAAUGUUAUAAAAUGUAGUCUACGAAGGGUUGUUGGACAUGGUCCCCCGGUAGUGCGUUCUAGCUCCUUCACUUUCACAAAGCGUAGUGUUUUCAAAGAUGCAAAGUAUACUGGGCAUUGGCUAAAUGGUAAGCCACAUGGUGUUGGUAAAGUAGAAUGGUUUGAUGGCCGUAUAUACACAGGACAAUUCCACAAAGGUGUUAUUCAUGGUACUGGUAAAAUGGAAAUUCCAUCACAAAGUAUAUAUGAAGGACAAUGGAAAGAUGGUCAACAGAAUGGAUAUGGAACAAUGAAGUAUAAUAACGGAGAUUUUUAUGAAGGAUAUUUCAAUGAUGGAUUACCACAUGGUCAUGGUGUUAAAAAAGAAGGUCACUUCAUGGCAUCUGUAGCAUCCAUUUAUAUUGGAGAAUGGGCAGCAGGUGUCAAGCAAGGCUAUGGAAUUAUGGAUGAUAUUAUGACAGGUGAAAAAUAUUUAGGAUCUUGGAGUAACGGUAUGAAACAUGGGUGUGGUUUAAUUGUAACUUUAGAUGGUAUUUACUAUGAAGGAGUCUUCAUGCAGGAUGUUUUAACGGGUCAUGGAGUCAUGGUAUUUGAAGAUGGUACUCAUUAUGAAGGUGAAUUUAAAUCUGCUGGUAUUUUCUAUGGAAAAGGUACAUUAACAUUCCGAAGUGGCGAUCGAUUAGAAGGCAAUAUGAAUGGAGUAUGGAAUGAGGGUGUAAAAGUUAUUGCAACAUUACAUAUGAAUAAAGCUAGUGGGAAUGUACAAACUAAUUCAAAACCGAUGUCAUUUGGGAAGUUAUGUGUAUCACCGGAUCAAAAAUGGAAAUCUAUAUUUAGGCAUUGUUAUCAACAACUUGGUAUUCUUGAACCAGAUUCGAAAAUGGCGGACAAGUGUCUAGAAACGCAACGAGUAUGGCGAAAUGUUGCCAGCAUAAUAACAAAAUCUCGUCACAAGACAGUACAACGAAAAAAUGUUCUGACACAUAUGCCUAUUACGAACGAAACCAGGGACGAAGUUAUUGACGAAUUAGAUAAGAUUCCUUGUUUUGGAAGAGAAAAACUAACUGCUCAGUGUUAUAACGAAGUCCAUAGAUAUUUGUUUAAGGCUUUUGAGUGUGCACAUCAUCCAUUAGGUGCUCUUUUAACAGAAGUUUCUGCUGCGUACACAGCUACAUAUGGUGGCGUGAGAGUUCAUCCUUUGUUACUCAGUCAUGCUGUAUCUGAACUUCAUAGUAUUACAUUAAGAAUAUAUGAAGUAGUUACUUUAUUGUUUCCUGCAUUACCACAUGGGAAAAAAGAGUAUGUAUUGGAGACAGAAAACGGAGAAGAAGGAGAAAUUAUAAGUGCUACUGCAAUACUACAUCCAAUACUAUUACCUCGCGUGCAUUAUGUACUAUUUGUAUUAUAUGCUUUACAUAAUAAGAAAGAAGACGAUGCCUAUUGGGAAAGAUUAAUGAAAUGGAAUAAGCAGUCUGACAUGACAUUAAUGGCUUUUUUGGAUAUCGAUGAGAAAUUUUGGGGAAAUGCAAAUAUGAUAAAUCUGAAUGAAAAUGAGUUGCAGCACCAAAAUGAAUCAUAUUUCAAUGAGGCAGUAGAAGCUUUGCAACAACUCAAAACCACGUUUUCGCCAUUAGAAAAAUUGUUAGUCGUCAGAAAUACAUUUGAACAAAUGACACAAACAGUACAAAAACAAUUGGGUACCACGUAUUUAUGGACAAUGGACGAGCUAUUUCCUGUUUUUUGCUUCGUCGUUGUACGUGCUAGUGUAUUACAACUGGGUAGUGAAAUACAUUUUAUAGAAGAUUUUAUGGCACGUUCUUUACAAAAUGGAGAACUUGGUAUUAUGUUUACUACUCUUAAGGCCAGUUACUAUCAAAUAUUACAGGAAAAAGUUAACGUAGGCGACUAAAUAUGCAAAAAG